GACGAAACUCAUUUUCUAUCGUCAGAAAAUGUUGCUCUGUGUCGGUAUUCCGGAAUCCCAGUGCUGUAGAGUGUGUGGAGAUCGGGCGUCUGGCCGCCACUACGGAGUGCUCUCCUGCGAUGGCUGCCGGGGAUUCUUCAAGCGAUCGAUUCGUCGGAACCUCCGAUAUUCAUGCAAGGAAAGUGGCGAUUGUGUGAUUGAUGUAACACGGAGAAAUCAAUGUCAGGCUUGCCGCUUUCAGAAAUGCAUCACAGUUGCCAUGAAUCGACAUGCCGUCCAACACGAACGCCUGGGAGCGCCGCCGGAGCCAAAACCCACACAGACACUUAUUAAAGCCAAACGAAUUAGAAAACCUGGAAUUCCGGAAGUAAUCGACCCGAUAUCCGACCCAAUCAGUUGCCUAUCAGCUGUGAUCCGAUGGUGGUCAUCACUUCCACCAGCCAACGGGUUCCCAGCUUCCGAUCGCAGGAUAAUAUUCUCAAAUUGUUGGCAUUCCUUAUUUUUAUUUCAUGUUAUUUGCCAGUCGGGCACCAGUUUGGUUAAUGAUUGCAAUAAUGAAAAACUCCGAUCUAUAAGUAAGACUAUAAAGGCUUUGAAUUUAAAUGUCGUGGAGCAAUGGGCGAUUACAGUGAUAAUUAUUUACAGAUCAGAAGAUGGACGUUUAGAGUCCAAAUCGGAAACCCUCUCCACCCAAAUCGGUGCAAUGCAAAUUCUGGCGGAAAACCACGCGGCUCGUGUUUUCCAGUCGCGCUCUACAAGAUGUGCUCAGCUGCUGCUCAUCCCGUUAACCAUAGCUCAAAUCGCUGAAACUGAGAUUCGUGAAGCUUUUUUUCCAGAUUGUUCUGUUUUGGACACUGUUUGCCGAAUGGCUGUUCAUUAGGUUGUAUGUUGGAAAAUGGAAAUAAAAUUUUUUUACUAUU
This is a messenger RNA of Caenorhabditis elegans, 920 nucleotides long. RefSeq names its product Nuclear receptor domain-containing protein (gene nhr-236). Gene Ontology annotation, biological process: intracellular receptor signaling pathway; regulation of DNA-templated transcription; DNA-templated transcription. The record is from RefSeq and is marked reviewed. The transcript is spliced from 6 exons. Bases 29 to 880 code for a protein of 283 amino acids. Gene Ontology annotation, cellular component: nucleus. Gene Ontology annotation, molecular function: DNA binding; DNA-binding transcription factor activity; zinc ion binding. NCBI's taxonomy places the organism in Eukaryota, Metazoa, Nematoda, Chromadorea, Rhabditida, Rhabditidae.